Molecule: messenger RNA, 434 nt
Organism: Medioppia subpectinata
Lineage: Eukaryota; Metazoa; Arthropoda; Arachnida; Sarcoptiformes; Oppiidae
Source: the annotation of a GenBank genome assembly
ACCUCAUGUAUUCGUCGCCCAAUUGUUACGUGAAAGCAGUGAAUGGUUUGAACCAUUCGUUUGAUGAGCGCAAUGUUGAUUACCUGUCCUAUUGGGUGGGCUAUUACGCCAAUAGACCGGCGCUUAAGUACCAGGAUCGGUUGACAAACAAUAUUCUUCAGGCCGGUAAACAAAUGUCAGUAUUGGCCCGUUUGGAUCCUUCAAAAACUACCGCAUACAUGGAUGAGGCACGUAAUGAGGUCGCAGUAAUGACCCACCAUGAUGCUAUCACCGGCACAUCACCCCAGGCCACAUCAGACGACUACACCAGUCGCCUACAGAGUGGAUACGCGGCCGCCAAACAAGUCAUACGUAAGGCUUAUAGUUAUCUCAAAUCCAAGGACUCGGAGAAAAAGGUGGUCUUAAACGACGUUUACUGCGAUUUUCUCAAUAUA